Molecule: messenger RNA, 430 nt
Organism: Bombina bombina (fire-bellied toad)
Lineage: Eukaryota; Metazoa; Chordata; Amphibia; Anura; Bombinatoridae
Gene: RIIAD1
Product: regulatory subunit of type II PKA R-subunit domain containing 1
Exons: 4
Coding region: 50-307 (85 amino acids)
Source: RefSeq, a predicted model, not a curated record
UGGCAACCGACCAUAGCAACUGUCGGCGUUCAGGACUUCAGUUUGGAGCAUGGCCGAGACAGAUCCAGGAGCACUAAGCUCCGAACAGCAGGAGCGACUUCGUGCAUGGAAGAUUGAAACACAGAUCAGUAAUGAGCGAUAUCUAAGAAGUCAUGGUGAGGUAGACUUUCUGCUGUCUGGAUUUAUACGAGAGGUUCUUUUGAGAAGGCCGGAGAAUAUACGGGAAUUUGCUGCAGAGUACUUCACAGAUCCAAUUGUGGCCAACAGGAUUUGGGAGAAGAUGAGAGAAGUAGAGACUGCCAAAUAGAAUGACUGAUUUCCACUGAAUGGAAACAGAGAGUGUUGGACUUUACAGAGAUCUGGGCCCUGCUGAUAAACUAAAUAAUCUAAUUUUGUGACAGACUUGAAUAAACUAUGGUUCUUUAUAUCA